UGUGCAUACGUACACGUAUGCACAAUUUGUGGCCAGCAUAGCUUGUAGUGAUCGUUCUGUUGACGCGUAAAAACAUGUCAACGUUAUGUAAAAGUUAAUUAAAAAAGCGUUCGUUUGUUCUAACGAAUUGUAUAUCGGAUAUCUGGAAUAGAUCUCAAGUGUGGCAUUGUUAAAUGUCUGAUAAGCUGCACCCAUCCACCGAUCCUUCUCGCAUUUCCUUCCCCGUGUAUGUAGUCUCGGAUUGAUUGAGUUGCACUUGAUUACUAUGAUUAAUAUAUAUAUAUACAAAAGAAACUCUUUUUUACAUAAUAUAUAUGUAUACAUGCACCAUGCAGCACCAUGUGUGCGUCAGUAGCAUCGUUCCAAUGUAACAGUUUCGUGCGAAUUAAUAUGAACCAAUUCAUCAUUGUUUUUUAUCAUUCUCAAGGAUUCAUGAGUUUUGCACAUUAGAAAAGACUUUAGGAACGAUAUGCGAGUGAAUACAUGUGCAGUAAAGAAUGAGUUGGUUUGACGCCACUGGAUUUGCCAAUUUGGCCAAAUCUGCUUUGAAGGAAGCUCAGAAAACAAUUGACAAGGCAUUAGAUAUCAAAGAUGAGGACCAGAAGCCAGUGGAGAGCCAUACAGAGGACGCGGCAGACUUUUUUGCCUCGUGGGGAUUGAAAAGUGAAGGUCCCAGCGAUGUGCACCAUGAGAAGUUCAAGGAACCUAAGCCAGAAGCCUCGAGCAGUAUAUGGGGUAGUUUCACUGGAUCAUUCUUUGAGUCACCAAAGUUCAAUGAAGCAAAACACUCUGCAAGUGAUUUUCAUUCUAAAUCGCUGCAGAACACGCCCACCGAAAGUGGUAAGAAGCUUAUGUCUUCGUCAUCGUUCCCUGAAGAUUACACGAAUAAAACCUCGAGUACAUGGAAGACAUCCAAGCAGACGAAAAGUUUCGAAGCCAAGAGUGUCCAUGAUCAAGAUCAAGACGUUCCUGAACAAGAUGUUACUACUUUGAAUGCUUCAAAGCAGAGAGAUUCGCCUGAGACAGUUGCUACGAGUUCCGACAAAGAUACAAAGAUCAAUGAUUCUUGUAAAAGUAACACAGAGAACCCGCAGAUAAUUGAAACUUGUCCAGAGAAGGAAGACGUCAAAGAUGACGACGACAAGUCGGAGUCUGAGAGGAAAGAAAUCUGCGAACACGAUUCGGAUUCCACCGCUUCCAUAUCGCAUAGACUGUCUUUCGUAUCUCCUGAUAAUGAUAAGAAGAGCUUGGAGAGCGUCGAAAUCCUCGGUUCCAGAUCGACCACCGAUUGCACGACGACUCCCGAAUCGGAUGGCAGUUCCGUUAGCAAUCCCGCGAGUCCUUCGGUCGCGGUUAUGAAAGGCAAUUCCGAAUCGGUGGAAAUAAUGACGGACAGUUUAGUUACGUCACCGAGUUCCGUAGAAAUUUUGGGUAACUGGAAAAGUGAUUCCAGUCCUUAUUUAUCUCCGGAUCAAAGAUACUCUGAAUCGUCGUCCAUCAUAGACAGGGAUGAUGCGUUGACCCCGUACUGGGACGAUAUCAAUACCCCACAGAUUCCGAGCAAUGAAAACUCGAUAAAUCCAUCGUCCUCUGAUAUCUCCCCGUACGAAUCUCCGAUGGAAGAAGCGAAAGCUUCGCACGACGAUUCGUUUAUCAAGAGCGAGGACAGUACGCCGUCGACGGGGACGUACUCAGCCUCGGAAUCGCAUUUAUACAGAAGCAAUUCCGGUGGGAAUUCGUCGAAAAACUCACCGGAGAGCGUGGAAAUAAUACCUUAUACAGAUGAAGUCGACGAGCCGAGCUUGGCAGAAGAUUCUUACACGUCGGCAUCGGAAAUUACUGUGAUGACGAUAUUAGAGACGUUGCAGCAAAAGGAGCAAGGGAAGCCUGUCGGUGUUUCAUCCAGUAUAAAGAUGCACGAUUCGUAUCCAGAUGGGAAAUUGGUGUUGAAAAAGAGUACGGAUCAGCGAUUGAACUUGAGCCAGGACUCCUUGAGCGAAAAGCACAACUUACAUUUACCAAUCGAAGCGAUCACGACACAACCGAUUCGUAAGCCAGAUUACUUUGACGGAGCUGGAAUGAAGUGCGAAAUCGACCGAUUGAUCAGUUCCACCAUAGAACCUGCAGAACCGGAACGUUAUUCGAUCAACGAGUGUCCAGUCAAGUCGGAGGCUACGGAGGCUUCGGAUCAGCAGCAUCUAAUUUCGACGGACUCGAGCUGUGAGGGAACUUUGAUAGACAGUAAUUUGGAAGAGAAUCCUCAAUCAGUGCAUAAAUCAGAAGAGAAAGUAUCAUUAAAUUCUAAUCCCUACGUCACGACGAUGUUAGAAGAUGCGAUAGCUGAAAAGGGUGGCGAGAUCAUCGAGCCGGAAAUACAGGGCACAGAGAUGCAAAGAGAGAAUUCACCGGUCUCAUCGGAAAGUCGAUCCGAUCUGAUAAAAAUUGGUUCGGAUCAGACCAGUGGACACACUAGUGGAGACGAAUUAGAAACCACUACUUCCAGCGAUAUCGAAAUCAUAUCCAGGUAUAGUCCGAACGGUGACUCGAGUUCGACGCAAUCGCGAGAGAAGGUGCAAACGACGAAAAGCUGUGAUCUUUUAUCGAGAACGUUGAAGAGCAAAGGGCAUUCGAGAGAAUUGAGCGAGAUCAGCGUAGGGUCCGACGACGCGAACGUCGAGAUAGAGAAAUUGUUGAAACGUAUACAAGAGAUGACGGAAAUACUGGAAGCCAGAGAAUCAAAACUUAUCGACGUUAGUAGAAUGAAUAUGGAAUUGCAUGAGCAAAACAACAAUUUAAAAAAGCAGCUGGAUAAUUUUGAAAAAUACGCGGAGCAAAACCAGAGCCUAAAUCAAAUCACCGACGAAUACACGCAACGGCUGUCUGCCUUGGAAAGGAAAUUUCAGCAGGCAAUACGCGAGCGAGACUUGUUGAGAAAAAAUUUAGACCAGUUGAAAGUAGAAGCGGCCACGCGUUUAUCAUCUCAAGAAAUGUCUUCUCUGAACGCUGAGAAGGACGAGAUUAUCAAAGAGCUCAGAGAAGAAGGGGACAAGUUGAGUAAGCAGCAACUUCAACACAGUAACAUUAUUAAAAAGUUGCGACUAAAGGAGAAAGAGAGCGAUCUCUUGAUAAAAAGCCAAAAAGAGCAAAUAGAGGAACAAACUUGCGAAUUGGAGCGAUUGAAAAGAUCGUUGCGAGCUAAAGAGGAAGUGGAACUCUCUCAAAUAGAUGCUGUCUAUUCCUUGACAGCGAGGACCAAAACACUGGAGAAAGAAAUAGCAACGUUACAGAAACAAUUAGAGAACACCAAACACAACGCGGAUACAUACAAGAAGAGUUUAGAUGUUACGAAAGCGGAAUUGACUGAAACAAAGAAUAUUUUAACCGCGACCGAAGCCGAAUUAAAAGAAGCAACAGCGAACGCUGGGGAAUCGUGCCAAUUGCUUGCGCAGAUGCAAGAGCUGAAGAUUAAAUUAAGGGAAUCCGAGGAGAUGCACGUCAAGAAGGAGGAGUUCCUUAAACACGAAAAUAGCGAGUUACUAAAACGUUUGGAGGCCGCUGAAGCCAGAAGCGAGGAACUCUCUGAGUCUGUGUCGAUGGCGACCAAACCAUUGCUUCGACAAUUGGAGCAGCUACAAGCAAAUUUGUUACACAAAUCUAAUAGUUUUAUGAAACAAGAGAAGGCGUUGUCUGAGAAAAAUAUUGAGCUGCAGACGAAAUUAGAGAAUUUACUGGAGACGGAUCGGUAUCUCAAGGAAGAGAACGUUAACUCAAAGUCAAAGAUAUCUCAAUUGGAGGCCAAGCUCGCUGCCAAAGAGAAUGAGAGGACGCGAUUACAACAGCUGUACGACGAACUAGUUAAGCAGAAGGACGAGCUCGUAGAGCAAACUAAACAGCAACGGGAAAUUAUAGAAACGCUCGAGCAAUCUCAUUUCGCGGAGGUGAUGGAGUUAAAGAGAGAGAUCGUUGCGUUGGAGAGCAAAUUGGCCGUAGAGAAAGCAGCUACGGACGCGGAAAGGAGAAGGAAUCAUGCGAUGUCGGAACAACAGGGAAAUGUCGAUGACAAUGAACGGCUUAGUUCGAGCACUAGCGUGGAACAAGAUCUUACGAAUACGAUAGAUAGUAUAUGGCCGGUAAUGGAUUUGUACAGCUCAACUAGCGAAAAUGAUCCUGAGAGAUAUACAAUGGCGUUCGACAGUAUUAGAGCAGGGUCAGGUAGUACUUCGGUAUUUGAGAAUUUGCAAGCUCAAUUGAAACAAAAAGACGGGGAAAUACAACAACUCCAAUGGGAGUUGUCGCGACGUAACGUGGAAAGAGAUGCGCUAAAUUCAGAAUUAUCCGCGUUGACUUUGAAGAUCGAGGAAUUGAACACUAAGGUUGUGGAUGUUACGAUACUGAACGAAAGUUUGCAGGAAAUACAGACGCGGUACGAUGCGUUGUUACAAAUGUACGGGGAAAAGAUGGAAGAGAAUCAAGAAUUGCGUUUAGAUUUGCAAGACGUGAAGGAGAUGUACAAAACGCAGAUUGAUCAACUCUUGAAACGUGAUACUUGAAACCGUUUGACGGUAAAACUUGGUUUUAAUACAAUAGGGGCGUAGAACUAUCAAAAAUCAACAGUUUACAAUGAUGUCGAUCGAAGGGCCAAGUUGCAACUGACUGGAUAUCACGACAAAGUUGCCCAAGUUAUUUAAGAUGACAGAUGGUAAAUGAGACUGAUGUGAAAUCGUUUUAGUUGAAGCUUUCGAGGUUCUAGAUUUGAAUCGACGUAGAGUCUUGUCUUGUAAAAAGUUUCGUUCGAGGGGGAUGUUUAUUUCGAUCAAUUCGUAUAUAUAUUUU
Ceratina calcarata is the source of this 4833-nucleotide messenger RNA. RefSeq names its product TATA element modulatory factor (gene Tmf). Bases 498 to 4550 code for a protein of 1350 amino acids. The transcript is spliced from 11 exons. Lineage: Eukaryota; Metazoa; Arthropoda; Insecta; Hymenoptera; Apidae. The record is from RefSeq and is a predicted model, not a curated record. Gene Ontology annotation, cellular component: Golgi apparatus; endoplasmic reticulum.